Messenger RNA from Hipposideros armiger (great roundleaf bat), 3937 nucleotides. RefSeq names its product solute carrier family 9 member C2 (putative) (gene SLC9C2). Gene Ontology annotation, molecular function: sodium:proton antiporter activity; potassium:proton antiporter activity. Gene Ontology annotation, cellular component: plasma membrane. Gene Ontology annotation, biological process: sodium ion import across plasma membrane; regulation of intracellular pH; potassium ion transmembrane transport. NCBI's taxonomy places the organism in Eukaryota, Metazoa, Chordata, Mammalia, Chiroptera, Hipposideridae. The record is from RefSeq and is a predicted model, not a curated record. The transcript has 27 exons.
AUGAACUCUUCCUUCUGGGAGAUAAAAAAAGGUAACAGACCUGAUUCAAUCUGUGGAAGGUCGGCUCACUACGCUUUCAUAAAGGGACAUUUUCUAUUGCUCAUAUGGUCCAUAAUUGUUUUUGGAGGGUUUCUGAAGGCAUGCUUAAAGAAUUGUGAAGUCAUUGUCUUGACAAUCCUUUUUCUGGGAGGAUUUGUGAUAGGACAGCUGGCCUACUAUUUUGUUGAGAUGCACCAAAUGGUUUACCCUCUUCUAAGAACACCAAGUUUUUCACUUUAUUGUUAUUUUUCACCAUUAAUUAUAUUCAUGGCUGCUUUGGACGUGGACUUUUAUAUACUCAAGAAUAUGCUUUGGCAGGUCUUGUUAACUGGAUUGAUUAGCUUCUUUACGGCAUUCCUCAUCAUUGGAAAUGUGGUUAUGAAAUUUAAUGACGACUCAUGGGACUUGCAGUCCUGGCUGCUCUUUGGCAUGACAAUCACCAUUACAGAUCCUGUCUACUCUGUGAAUUCGCUGAAAACCAUUGGUAUGUCCAAAAUAUAUAUUGAUAUUAUUAGAGGAGAAUCAGUGAUCAUCUGUAGCUUCAUAUUUAUUUGUUUUGGAUUUUUUCGGAACAACAUACUUCACAUGUCUAUGUUGAGGGAGUUUUACAUCCUCAUAGACCUCAUCUUGAACAUUUUGGGAAGCAUAAUAGCUGGAUAUUGGAGUGCAAGAAUCAUUCAUUUUAUAUUGACUGACCUUUUUAGCAACACGCUGACUAAUAUUGUUCUUUACUUUUCGAUGGUGUACAUGACCUUCUACAUUGUGGAAUUUUUUGGAAUGUCGGGAUUGGUGGCUUUAGUCAUCGUAGGACUGAAUUUAGAUUCCUUAAGCUUUAAACCGAGGAUCAAGUUAAUAAUUACCAAGUUCCUAAUAAUGUUUUCAUCCGUAUUCCAUCAUUUAAUAUACACUUUCUUUGGCAUUGUAGUUGGAUGUGGACAAACCAACUAUUUUCGAGCUCACACUGUAGUUUUCAUUUUAAUCUUGUUUGCAGCAGUGAAUUUUGUCAGAUUGGUUACUAUUGUGCUAGUGAGUCCUGUUCUGAAGCACUCAAUUUAUGAGUAUGACUGGAGAUGGGGAGCUGUCAUAGCAUGGUCUGGAAUUAAAGGAGUUUUUAACUUACUGUUGGCUCCUGAUAUUUACAAUAUAUCUGAACAAAAAAUAGAGUCACCAGAAGUGUUUAUAUUGUAUGUACAAGUGGUAUCGUUAAUGACUAUGGGAAUCAAUUCAUACAUGAUGACUCAUUUUGCCAGGACGUUAGGUUUGUGUGCCAUUUCUCUUCCAAGACAAAUAGCCAUGCAAAGUGCCAUUAAACACAUACAGGAGAUAAUACGGAACACAAUAACUUUAUUUAAAGUGGAGAAAAUUUUGACCAAUGUUAACUGGACCAUAGUAGAAGAAAAAACAAAGAUUAAACACAGCAUUCUUUUUUACCACAAUUCACAUGAUGACAAAGAUGAGGAGUCUCCAACAGAUGAAGUUUUAAUAGAACAAGCCAGAUUGCAUAUAGCUAUGAUACAAAUGAGUAGCUUUGAAAAACAGUGUAAAGAUGGACUCCUUGGUAUAGAGGCAGCUCGGAUAUUAAUUGGUGCAACCAAAAGCUAUUGCCCCAUCCAAAGAAAAUUCAUGAGUAUCUAUGAUGUUUUAACUUACGUAAGAACUAGAAGUUGGCUUAUAAAGUUUAAAAACAUGUUAACUUUUUUGGACUAUUGUUUAAACAAAUGUUGAACUUCACAUCUUGUUAUACCAUUAAAGUAACCUGACAUCUUAUUUGAUCUCUCUUUUUUUAGGAAAAAUAAAUUUCUCAUAUUUGUGCAUCAUGUCGUAUUUUCAGAAGAAUUUGAAUACAUAGGACAUAUUAUCUCAUUCCUGUACAUUUAUCCUAUGAUAAUUCAUCUAUGGCCAAUGGCAAGAAAAUUAAAUGUGUUGUCACUGAUAUUAGUAAACUACUAUUUUGUCUUUUUAUAUGUAUUAGUGUCAGCAUUGAAGAUAACAGUUUUGAAAAGGAAGUAUUUUCACCAACAUUGGAAUACUCUGGAAUUUUUUAUCAUGCUCAUUGGAAUUGUUGAUAUCUUUUGUAUAUAUUUUGUCAAAUUUAGACCGGGAAACUUGAUUCUCAUUCAGAUUACAGUAAUAGUAGGAUAUUUCAGACUAAUUAGGUUUAUUCCUCUCAUCAAGUUAAUAAUACCGUUACUGAUAAACAUUGUCGAAGCGCAGAUCAAAAAACGCCUCAGCUUGAUGUAUAGUAUCACAAAAGGCUAUGUCAAAAGCCAAGAGGAUACCGCAUUUUUAAUACAACAGAUUUCUAGCCGAGAGUCAAUCUAUGAGAAAUUAUAUAAAAUUUUGGAAAUCAACAAACGAGAUGCUGUCAAAGAACUAGGACACAUCGAGCACAGAGGUCGUGAUGUUGUCAUUGCCUUGAAGACCAAGCAGGCAAUCCAGAACGUGAUUGCUAAGGCUCUGAAAAACCUGAACUUCCUUUGGUCAAGAGGCAUUAUUGAUGACCAUGAGGGCAUCGAGAUGAAUAAGGUACUUCUUGCAAAAAUGAAAGCACUGAAUAACUUUCCAAUGGGAAUCCCACCCCCUACUCCUGACAAAUAUCUUCAUAAUAUUGUUUGGCUGCAAAACAAAGAUGUUUUCAUUGCGUUCUUCAAGGAAAGAGCUAAAAUUGCCUAUUUUGACUAUGGAGAAAUCAUUUGUAAUGAAGGUGAAAUGCCACAAGGAAUCUACUUAAUUAUUUCAGGAAUGGCAAUUGUGCAUGGUUCGCCUCCUACCUUUGGGAUAGACAGAAGCCUCAGGGCUGACAGAGAAUCCAUUACCAACUUCACAGACUACUAUACUUGUGGGGACAUAAUUGGAGAGUUGAGCUGUCUGCUUAAACGUGAAAGUGAAUAUACCGCCACCUGUGAAACCAUUUUACAGGCCUGUUUUAUCUCCCUGGAGGAUUUAUAUGAAGGCUUCGAUAUCUUCUGGCCAUCCCUGGAAUAUAAAAUAUGGUUAAAGCUUGCUCUCAGCACUGCCUCCCAGUAUUUUGAAUCAGUUCUCGUCAAUGAGGACUUAAAGUUUCAGAAGUGUGUAGCGCUCAAUGUGGCAUAUGUGGAAACCUUGUCAAGGUACAAUGAGAUCACUAUUGAUAAUGAGACGAUGAAAUUCGUUAUUGUCGUGUUCGGCAGUGUAAUUGAUACUAGGACAGAGCUGCCGUAUCUCGCACCUUGCAUCUUACCUACAACCUGUGAGCAGGUUCAGGGAACUUCAAAUUUAAGCAAGCUGCUGGUUGUCCAAGCUUCCGAGCCUGCCGAAAGUAACAACCCCAACGCCGUAGUCAAGAUAGGUCCUCAGAUGAGCACCGGAGAAUACAACUGGAAGAGCAAAGCUGAGUUGGAAACUGGAUUCCAUUACAGAAAAGGACACUGAUGGCACUAAUAUGAUAAGUCAGGUUGAAGACCCAGCCGAUAUCACGGUUCAAGUGCUGAAGGAUUAUCUGGCAAGGAGUUUACUUAGAAGUUGCUGGAACAAGUUACUGCUGCAUUUAGUUUAUAAGUUAUUGAUGGGAUCCUGCCAAAGGUCUAAUUUUAAGUAGUUGCAGAUUUGAGAUGUUCAAAAAAUUCUUCAGAUAGGAUAUCCCAAAACUCAUGACCUACCGAAUGAAACCCUACAGCUAGCUGAAAGCAAGUUAUAACAGAGUACAAGUUAUUCACAGCAUGCUAUGGUAUUAUUACUGUCUGAAGCUUAGGAUCUAUAAUUCUGACUUGUGAUAUUGCUAUAAGCAACAUUUUCCAGAGUAAAGUUAUUCCCCACUUUCCCCAAUUAGUAAAUACUGAAAAGUGGAACUGUUCCAUAAUCUUAGUUACUGAAAGCUAAGUUGAGGAGAAGUUAACAAUUUUGCAUUGCACCAGUACUG